AUGUCCGCCCGCGUCCCCCUUCUCCUCCGUGCCGGCGCACGCCGCUCCAUCUCCACCUCGGCUGUCCGCCGCGCCGAGCAGGUCGGCACCGUUGGCUCCGCCGUCCCCGUCGAGAAGCCCGUCGGAGGGUUCCGUGGCGGGGCCGUCCAUCCAGAAACUGACAAUACCCUCCUCGUCGUCCACUUGAUGAUCUUCAUCUCCCCACCGUCCCUCCCGCAGCUCCUCGGUUUCUCGGCUGCCACCGCCCUCGGUGUCUACUACCUCCAGGAGGACACCAAGGUGGCCACUGGCCUCCUCCUCUCGUCGGUUGAGGAGCUCCAGCACGGCACCCAGCGCAUCACCUCGCACCUUGACCGCCUGACCGCAGUGGAGAAGGACCUGAACGCCCUCCGUGCCGCCGCUGCUGUCAAGGAGGACAACGCGAAGGUCCGUGCUGAGAUGAAGAAGGUCUAUGACGGCCUUAACCUCGAGCUCCUCGACCUGCGCGCUCACGUUUGGGGUGUCGAGCAGGACCUCCAGAAGGUUGUCAAGACGGAGUCUAUCCGCAUCUAG
Messenger RNA from Apiotrichum porosum, 552 nucleotides. RefSeq lists its product as uncharacterized. The transcript is spliced from 5 exons. Lineage: Eukaryota; Fungi; Basidiomycota; Tremellomycetes; Trichosporonales; Trichosporonaceae. Bases 1 to 552 code for a protein of 183 amino acids. The record is from RefSeq and is a predicted model, not a curated record.